AUGAAAUUACUAUUAUUACUUGAAACUGUCGGUUAUGCAACACCUAGCAAUCCAAACCCUGAAAUACCGUCACCAAUAGAUCCUCCUCCAACAAAUAUAACAAAGACAUCGAAUGAUUAUAACAUCAGUAGUUCCAGUAGUUCACCUACCAUAUCACAACCUACCUAUUCCAAUGCAUUAUCUAAUAUCAGAUGUGUUAUAAUAAUUAUGGGUGGAUAA
Messenger RNA from Cetraspora pellucida, 219 nucleotides. NCBI's taxonomy places the organism in Eukaryota, Fungi, Glomeromycota, Glomeromycetes, Diversisporales, Gigasporaceae. The record is from the annotation of a GenBank genome assembly.